Molecule: messenger RNA, 2571 nt
Organism: Closterium sp. NIES-65
Lineage: Eukaryota; Viridiplantae; Streptophyta; Zygnematophyceae; Desmidiales; Closteriaceae
Source: the annotation of a GenBank genome assembly
AUGUCGCUGUACCGCCACAGGAACCUGCGCUCCUGGGAUCGGGACCGCGGCUUUGACGACCCCGACGAAGCUGUCGCGAAAGUAAAAGAGCCCGCCGUUACCGCCCUCUUCGCCGCCUGCCGCCGCCUGGUCAGCUUGAAACUUGUUCUGCCCGUGUGCCUGCCCGAGCUGCCCGCUUCCGUGAGUCUCCUGCAGCAGCUGACUAGGCUGGAGGUUUCGUGCGGCCGAGCCGAUUUCGAUUUCGCGGGUGCUUUUAAUGAGGCCGACGCAGCACCAGAGCCACAGGGGGAGCUCCUCGAGAGCGUUGGCUUGCUGUCCGCGUUACGGUCUCUCAGCAUCCGCGCUCCUUGCGUGCGCGCCCUCCCGCACACCCUCUCCCGCCUCCACUCCCUUACCUCGCUGAAAAUCGACCACUGCGUCACACUCCGGCACCUGCCCGGCGGCCUCGGGCAGCUAAAGAAAUUGCAACACCUGAAGCUGGAGGGCCUACAUGCGCUGAUCUCCCUGGCUGACUCCAUCGGCCUUUUAUCGUCCCUUGAAACCCUCCACCUGCGCUCCGUCGUGGCCACCACUCUCCCAGACUCCGCCGCCCACCUCUCCUCCCUCAAACGCUUCCUUCUCUCCAGCCUUCCGCGCCUGCAAUCGCUCCCUGACUGCGUCGGAGAGGUGCCAUCGCUGCAAGAACUGAGCAUUCAGCAGUGCUCUCGCUUAACUGCUCUCCCGCGCUCGGCCUCUGCCCUCGCCUCGCUCACUGCUUUCACAGUUCAAAACUGCCGUUCUCUCGCUUCGUUACCGGAGGAUAUCGGUGACGCUCCGCGCCUCGCGUCUCUCGUUCCCGACGAGCUUCCCUCGCUUGUGGCUAUUCCGGAGUCAGUAGCCCUCCUCUCCUCCCUAACGCACCUUCGCGCGGCCAAGUGCGAGGUUCUCAUGUCGCUGCCAGCGUCUUUCGAUGGGCUGCACUCGCUCUCUCAGCUGCAGCUUCUCGGGUGUGCGUUGGAAUCCCUGCCCGAAGAUUUCGGGCAGCUGUCCGCGCUGACCGAACUUCAUCUGAGCAAAGUUGAUUGCGAUCUGCCCGAAUCGUUUGGACAGCUGCUGAAGCUGAGGCGACUCACUGUUGCUGCUUCUGAGAGCGAGCUUACUCUGCCAACCACUUACACUCAGCUUGAAGACCUCGUUAUCCGCAGCUGCUACAAUUUGGAUACCCUGCUCGAGACUAUUGGGCAGCUGACAGCGCUCCGCACAGUGGAAAUAGCUGGAUGCACACUGCUGGAAACCUUUCCUGAAUCUUUUUCGCAACUGCCCAACCUUGAAAGCCUCAUUCUCGGAUGGAAGGGUUUGGUGUCAAAAAGGGAUGAUCGGGAAUUAGGCCUUACAACAACAAUGUUUGACCCUGUAUGUUUGAACGAGAACAACAACGAUGAGGAUGAUGGUGAUGACGAAUCGCGGGACACAGCAUUCACGGACCUGCCGAGCACGUUCAGGCAGCUCGCGAGUUCCUUAACCACCCUCAAAAUUCACGGGUGCCAUGAGCUUCAGCAGCUGCCAGCAUCGUUCACGCAGCUGACUCGCCUGCAGCGGCUGUGCAUCUCCAACUGCCACAAGCUGAGGGGAAUGCCCGCAGGGUGGAGCAACCUUCCCUCCUCUCCCCACCCCCUCCCCUCCCUCCACCGCCUCCUCAUCCUCAAAUGCCCCUCCCUCGCCUCCCUCCCUUCAGGUCUCCACCUCCUCCCCUCCCUCCUCCACCUAGAGAUCCGUGACUGCAUGAAAUUCACCAAGCUCGCUCCCCGCACCUCGCAGUCGCCCUUCCCACCCACCCUGCAAACCCUAAUCCUGUCCAACACGCUACAGAACACCAGGGACAUGCAGCAAGCCAUCUCCCACCUCUCCUCUCUCCAGCACUUGCGUAUCGAACACAGCUUAACUCUCAAAACCGUUCCCAUUGCAUCCUCCCUGGAAAGCCUUUCUCUCUUUGACUUGUCCCUUAUCUCCACCCUCUCAACACCCAACAUCCACACACUACAGAAACUGAAAAUCCUGACCCUCCACACCCUCUCCUUGCUCUCUCCCCUCCCUCCUUCGAUCACAGCCCUCACUCACCUCCAGCGCCUUCAUCUCAGCCACAUGGAAAUUUCUAACCUGCCCGAGGACCUCGGGCAGAUGCAAGGGCUGCGCGUGCUGACCAUAAAGACCGCGCCCAAGCUACUAGCGCUACCUGCCUCCCUCACCCUCCUCACCUCCCUGCAGCACCUCAUGGUCUCGGAAUGCAAGAAACUCCCUUCUUUACCGGAAGACGGAUUCGGCAAUCUCUCCUCUCUCGUCUCUCUCAAGCUCAACAACCUGCCGCUGCUGCACAAGCUGCCCGCGGCCGUCGCACACCUGCCUUUGCUGCAGGUGCUGGAUGUGCAGGAGUGUGAAGAGUUGUGCGAGCUGCCCGAGGGGUUGGAGAGCGCUAGGAGUUUGCGGGAAGUGUAUGUGGAUGGGUGCAGCCAAUUGGAGGAGGAAUUGCCCGAGGCGCUGCUGGUGCGGUCAGGGAGGAUUCAGGUGCAUGCGGAGGAUUACUAUGUUGAUUAG